This is a messenger RNA of Mytilus californianus (California mussel), 2564 nucleotides long. RefSeq lists its product as uncharacterized. The transcript has 5 exons. The record is from RefSeq and is a predicted model, not a curated record. NCBI's taxonomy places the organism in Eukaryota, Metazoa, Mollusca, Bivalvia, Mytilida, Mytilidae. The coding region runs from base 1331 to 1888 and encodes 185 amino acids.
AUUAAUUGAACAGUGGUUGAACCAAUGAAAUAUUAGAUUAAAACAUUUUGCCGAUCAAGUUUUCAUCGUGAAUUGAUAAACACCUAAAGCUCUAUCGGCGUGGCUAAUUUCCGGAAUAUAAUCUGUGCACAAGAUAGGCUUUGUAGAAAAAGCUAAAAAAGGAAAUUGAAUUAUUCAUUUAUCAGAAGAAAAAAAAACAGCGGGACAGAGUUGAAACAAGAUAGCUGCCAUUCACACGAAAGAAAAAAAAAUAAUACUUGUUAGAAUUCAUUUAAGCGGUAUCAUCAACAAACUAAGAUGAAAUGAUGGAUAUUCAGAAUCAAGUCUGCAUGAAUAAAAACAAUAUUUUUUUUAAGAUGGAUUAUAUCACAAACUUUCACUAUUGAAAUAUACACUUGACUGUCAUCGAUUGGUCUAUCUAAAUACAUUACAUUUCAUUGACAGUAUCAAGACACAGAACCUGUCUUUGUCAUCGUAUUACACGGAACAAAAGUGUUUCAGGGAGGCUAAUGGUGUUUUGAGUAAAGCCCAUUAUGUUUUAGAUCAAGUGUCAAUCUGCGUCGUAGUUAAGGAUUACAGACUUAUCUCCGAUCACGUACGAGAAAUCCAUUCAUAGCAUGCCCUGAGAGAAUUUGUAUGUUCAUUUCCAUAUGAUAUGAAUAAUAGGAUGUUGGUAAAUUUAAAUUCAUUGGUGAUGGAUGCUUAAAAUUAUCUACUAUUUGUUUCAUAAGCCAACAGGAUUUUUUUCGCACCAUCGCUACAUGUGCAUCAUCCGGGACAAACAACGUCAUUACAGAUACUGAAAAUAAAACAUUUAGAUGAUACAGAUGUACAGAAAAUAAAACAUUUAGAUGAUACAGAUGUACAGAAAAUAAAACAUUUAGAUGAUACAGAUGUACAGAAAAUAAAACAUUUAGAUGAUUAAACUUAAUGCAAAGGAAUAUAAAAGUCAAUGAAAUAGUUACGGCUUUACUGAUUGAAUUAUUUGAAGGAAAAUAAGCAAACUGAAUUAAAAAAUAAAUGAAGCUAAUAAAAAUGAAGGAAUAAAAGCAAGGAGCUUGUUAUGCUGUCUUUAUUUCAAAUAUCCAACCUUUAUACGUCCUUACUAAGUGAUUGUGAAGAGUUUCUCUACGUAGAUUGUAUAUACACGAAAUAAUUGCGAUUUAUUCGAGGAGAAAUUUUUAAGAAAUCAGGAUAAAUGAGGCAGUGAAACUUCAUGUAACUAAACUAAAUAAUCGAUUGUGAUUCUGGUUUAAUCUGAAGAUACUGCAAGACCCAAGGUCACCCGAAAGAAAAAGUGUAUUGUGCCGAAAGUAAUUUAAAAACGACGAUGAAUGAAAAGAGUCUGAAAAAGGCUUUGUUGAAGAAAUCAUCGUCGCCUUAUCCAGAAAGAAAGAAAAGACCUCGUUUGAAAUUUGCAUGGAAUCGAGAACAAGCCGUAGAUUACGAUAACUGUAAACAAAUUGAUGUCUUUAUUCAAGACGUGAUCGAGAAAGCAAAAGAGGAUUAUUUAAACACUUAUUCACAACAAAAUGGUCAAUGUAUGGAUGAAGAUGUACCAGAAGACGAAGAAUGCAACAAAUCAAUCCGUUUUCAAGUUGACGAAAGAUUCACAAAAUCAGAUCACUGUUGUGGCCAGGAUGAUGUUAGUUGCAAAGAAAAUAUUUCAAAAAGGAAAACUACAGAAAAUAACAAAGGUUCUUUAGCUCAGGAAACUGUGGAAAUGAAAGAAUUAGGUAAGACGUCAUACAACGGAGAACGUAAACCCCUCAUCGAUAAAAACAGUGAACAUAAAUGUUGUUCAAACAGAAACAUAUGCUCACGGCUUUUAAUAUUAUUGACUUGCUAUCAAUGCCGUUGUUUGCAAGAGUUUUUUAGUGAUAGUUGACAAAUUAUGUUUUGCAUCUAUUAACGUAUCAUUGAUGUUACAUGUAAUUACCAUGGAUAAAAUGUUCAUAUACUAAACAAUAUGAUAUAUAGCAAAUGUAUGAAAUUAUAUGUAUUCUAAACAUUAAAAUAAGCCACUACAUGUCUAUGGCAAUAUGAUAUAAUACAUUUCUCAUGAAAUACACUUUACUUAGACGUCUGGAUAAUGGUGAUAUAAUCAGCUAGUAAUAAGCUUUUAUUCUAGGAACAAGCUUAAGGCUAGGGGACAAAUAAAUUAUUUAAAGUAUCUACAACUGUAGCUUUGUAAUCAAUACGACUCAUCCUGCAUAUGAUAACAGUGAAACCUGUAUAUAACGGACACCCAAGGACAAGAAAAUACUGACCUCAUAAGAGACGUUACCUUUGAAUUAAGGCUUAAAACGCAUUCGUUUUACUACGAAGGAUGACGUGACGAGACAAUAAUUGUUUUGAUCUGAUUAUUGUUAUUAUUAUUGGUCACCUUGAUUGGAAGUCGGUAUUAUAAAUGAAGCAAAGACAUAUUUAUGUUUUAUAUAUCUUUCAAAGCGACCACGUAGACUUAUGUUAAUAACCUUUUAUGAAUAACUGCGUGUAAUGAUUAAAAUAUAUGUAUCAAAUUACAAAAAUUGGGUUUUACAUGAAUAUAUUGUUUUAUUUUG